Molecule: messenger RNA, 1170 nt
Organism: Nicotiana attenuata
Lineage: Eukaryota; Viridiplantae; Streptophyta; Magnoliopsida; Solanales; Solanaceae
Product: zinc finger MYM-type protein 1-like
Exons: 4
Coding region: 1-1170 (389 amino acids)
Source: RefSeq, a predicted model, not a curated record
AUGAAGAAAAACACGGAACCCUUGUGUUUAUAUGUUCUACCCAGCACUUCCGCUUUUGUGGAAAAUUACCCACUUCUGCGGCUUCGCAGGAGCGACAAAAUGCUUGCUUCUGCGGUUUCCUCCACACCUGCAGCCCCAACUUCCGCUUCUGGGGGCUCGCCUCUUCCUCCUGCCGAAUGCACUCACGCGGGUGCGAAAAUUCCCUCGCACCUACGCCCACCAGCACACCUCACUUCAAAAUCCGCUUCUGCGGACCUCACCCUGCACCUGCGAGCUCACACCUACGAUCAACGCUCUGCGGCUGAUUUUGAGAAGCAAUCUGAUCAACAAAAAACUGAAUAUCGAAUUCGUUUAAAUGCCUCAAUCGAUGUUGCAAGGUUUCUCUUGAACUUUGGAUUGUCUUUUCGUGGUCACGAUGAAAGUGAAUCUUCAAAAAACAAAGGCCUUUUUCUAGGGAUUUUGGAAUGGCUUAGAAAUAGACUUCCAGAUGUAGAUAGAAUUAUAUUAAAACAUGCUCCAAAAAAUGAUAUGAUGACUUCGCCAAAAAUUCAAAAGGAUAUUGUGAGUGCUUGUGCACAAGAGACCGUGAAAGCUAUAAUUGAUGACUUGAAUGGAGAUUAUUUUGGGAUAUUAGUUGAUAAGUCCAAGGAUAUUUCAAAUCAUGAACAAAUGGCCCUUGCUUUGCGGUAUGUUGACAAAAAAGGCCAAGUGAACGAGCCAUUUAUUAGUCUUGUUCAUGUUAGUGAUACAUCUGCAAAGUCGUUGAAAGAAGCAGUACUUUCUUUGCUAAUGAAACACUCAUUAAGUCCAUCCAAAAUACGUGGACAAGGCUAUGAUUGGGCUUGUAAUAUGCAGGGAAAGAUGAAUGGUCUUAAAGCUUUAAUUUUGCAAGAAACUCCAUUGGCAUAUUCCGUUCAUUAUUUUGCGCAUCAAUUACAGUUGACGCUUGUAGCUGUUGCUAAAAAACACAAGGAGGUAGAGACUUUAUUUGCUAUUGUUACAAACGUGUUGAAUGUAAUUGAAGUUUCUUUUAAGCGUAGAGAUCAACUUCGAGAUCAUCAAGCAGAAUUGUUGGAGCAAUUGUUAGAGAGUGGUGAAGUUGAAAGUGGGAAAGGAUUAAAUCAAGAGCGAGGGCUUCAAAGGCCAGGUUGCAAGCCGAAGCUUUUUUGA